Messenger RNA from Salvia miltiorrhiza (redroot sage), 1224 nucleotides. Its product is annotated as putative vesicle-associated membrane protein 726. Gene Ontology annotation, cellular component: membrane. NCBI's taxonomy places the organism in Eukaryota, Viridiplantae, Streptophyta, Magnoliopsida, Lamiales, Lamiaceae. Gene Ontology annotation, biological process: vesicle-mediated transport. The transcript has 5 exons. Bases 318 to 977 code for a protein of 219 amino acids. The record is from RefSeq and is a predicted model, not a curated record.
GUAGACCAUAUUUGCUUUACUUUUUUUGUGUAGUUUUACUUCCCUACAACAAAAUCAGUUACAAGUUACAACCGUAUCUAUAAAUAUACAAAACGAGCGUUACCGCCAUUUUUCCCUCUCCUUCAUUCAUCUCUCCAUUUCCCCUCUUUCUCAAUCAACUAAUACCCGUUUUUCCAUGCCUCCAACUUCAGCUGUUUUCUCCUCUUGGUUCUUUCUUGCUUGCAUUUUUUUGUUUUUGGGUUUUAUAUUUCAUGUUAAUAUAAUUAUAACAAACCCAAUCAAGAAAGAGCAUCAGCAGCCACAAUAAUCUCUGCAAAAUGGGUCAGCAGAAAUUGAUCUACAGUUUUGUGGCGAGGGGAACCGUGAUUUUGGCUGAUUACACGGAAUUCAAGGGGAAUUUCAAUACCAUCGCGUCUCAGUGUCUGCAAAAGCUCUCUGCUUCCAACAACCGAUUCACCUACAAUUGCGAUGAUCACACCUUCAAUUACCUCGUCGAUAACGGAUUCACUUAUUGCGUGGUUGCUGUUGAAUCUGCGGGCAGACAACUACCAAUCGCGUUUCUGGAACGCAUCAAAGAUGAUUUUACAAAGAAAUAUGGAGGCGGCAAAGCUUCGACUGCUGGUCCCAACAGCCUAAAAAAGGAGUUUGGGCCCAAAUUGAAAGAGCAAAUGCAGUAUUGCGUUGAUCAUCCCGAAGAAAUUAGCCAGAUUGCUAAAGUCAAGGCUCAGGUCUCUGAGGUGAAAGGUGUGAUGAUGCAAAACAUUGAGAAGGUUCUUGACCGUGGAGAGAAGAUCGAAUUGCUUGUUGACAAGACUGAUAGUCUCAAAUCACAGGCACAGGAUUUCAGGAAGCAAGGGACGAAGAUGAAGAGAAAGAUGUGGGUUGAGAACAUGAAGAUCAAACUGGUGGUGUUUGGUAUAGUCGCGCUUUUGGCUCUCCUGGUCGCGUUGUCCGUGUGUCCCAAAUUCAAGUGUUGAUUGUAGAAUCGAGUUAUUUUGAGUGUUCACUGCUUGGAUGUCCCCUUACGCCGCUGCCCACCAGCAUUUUUAGACGAGUUAGCCUGUAAAUUGUGUCCUGUUACCUCAUUCACAGAUGAUGGUAUACAAGUGAAUAGCAAGCUUUUGGAUUGUUGUUUCAUAUUCUAACGCACAUUCUUGUAUACAUACAUGUAUUAGAUUGUGUUUUUUCACUAGAUUGAAGGAAUCCAAGAUUCAAACAUUUAAA